This is a messenger RNA of Trifolium pratense (red clover), 3526 nucleotides long. Its product is annotated as calcium-dependent protein kinase 24-like. Bases 1553 to 3292 code for a protein of 579 amino acids. Gene Ontology annotation, molecular function: ATP binding; calcium ion binding; calmodulin binding. NCBI's taxonomy places the organism in Eukaryota, Viridiplantae, Streptophyta, Magnoliopsida, Fabales, Fabaceae. The record is from RefSeq and is a predicted model, not a curated record. The transcript has 7 exons. Gene Ontology annotation, cellular component: cytoplasm; nucleus. Gene Ontology annotation, biological process: peptidyl-serine phosphorylation; protein autophosphorylation; intracellular signal transduction.
ACCUUUUGAACUAAUGGCAGUGAGUAUUACAUGACUACAAUUGAAGCUUCCUAUUACUUUUCUUUUUUACUUCUAAACUUACAACAUUGACUAAACUCUACGCAUAGAACCUCCUUGAAGCUCCACUUGCAGCAAGGAGAUUAAUUAGAGGAUGAUCCAUAAAUCACAGUGAGAUCCACACAUCAGGUUAGCCAUAAUCUCCCGCCAAUUUGCAUAAUGUAUAUAUGCUUUCUUCCGCAAAGACUAAGGUACACAUAAUUCGUUUUUGAAGUAUUUGCAGAUACAUAACCUUGUUGUAGACUUCAUCCGCAUAUUGUCCUCAAUUGCGCUCCCUACUUCUGGCAAUCUCUUGGGAUCCACCUCGAAUCACUAGUAUAUAACUAUAUAUCGUAUAGUGCUGAUAAAAAUAAGAGUAAAUGUAUUUUUAGUCCUGAAAAUCAAAAUUAAUUUUUAAUAUCUCAAUUUUAAAAUUGGACUUUUGGUCCUUUAUUUACUACGUACAACCUUUGUAUUUGUUCCAACUAUUUUUAAUAAUGUGAUACACCAGAGUCAAGAACUCAAAAUGGAAUUGUGGUGUCUUUCUAAAUCGAACUUCUUAGGCUUAAUAGCCAUGAUGCCUUAGAAAGUUUAGAAUUUAUUCAAGUGAUGAAAAUUGAGAAUAAAAUGUUGGAAAAAUUCGCGGAGUGGUGAAUAUUGAAGAGUUGUGACACAUCAUCAAAAAUUGUAGCAACCAAAGAAAAUCUCAAAGGUUAUUUCAAAGUGAGUGAAAAGCUCAAAUAUAUACUUGAAUCACCAUAUUUAUUUAAGUAUAUUUGAUUGAUGAUUGAUAAGAAACAAAAAUUAUCAAUAAUGAAUUGAUUCAACCAUUAAGAAUCUUGGUCCCCUUAAACAUGUAAUCAGUGAUUCGAUUUUUGACUCAUGCAUAUGGAGAAAAUUUGUUGAGGGAAAAAUUCACUUUGUGUGCCCCACAAGUUCCUCGACGAAAAUUACUCAUCGCUAACGACAGUAAAAACUUCGUAUUAGUAGAGGCCAAAAACUUCAAGGUAAAAAACAAACCCAAAAAUUGAUUCAAAAGAAAUAAUAAUUUAAGAGAAACGGCAAGAGCCGGCCGUUGAAUUGUAUUAGUAGAGGCCAAACCACUCGUCUUUGUAAAAUAACAAAAUCUGAACCGUCCACUGUAGAUAAUCCAUCUCUUUAUCACCGUUAGAUUGCCUCGUACGCGUUUUUGAAACAUUCUUCCCUAUAAUUUGUCUUUCCCUCCUACCUCGGACUCUGUCUCUAUCUAUCACACACACAAAGUUUCUUUCUCUUCAUUGUUUACAGCUUCCAAUCAUUUCAAUGAAACUUUCCACAUUGACGCCUUCAAAAUCAAAAUCACCUCUUUAUAAUAAUGGGUCUGUGUCUCUGUGUGUGUUUCUAUCAGACAAUUUCACUCUAUCUUGUUAUGAUAAUUUGUCACACUCAUUCAUGACCCUUUUCUCUCUUCUUUUUUACUCUAAACACUCUCAACAUUGUUUCACAAUUUCCAAACUUGGUCUUUGUUACUUGCAAAAUGGGAAACAACUGUGUUGGAUCUAGAAAACCCUCUAAAGAUGAUCAAAUUUUUCCAUCUAUUUUUCCGGCUUCUUUUUGGUGGUCAUCAUGGUCACACCCACCACCUGUUCACAAUAUUGACAACAAAGACAUCAAGCAAAUUAGUAUAUCACAUGAUUUAGAAUCAGUUAUUAUGCAGUUCAAGGACCAAGCUAAACCUGCUACAAAACCAAAAGCAAGAGCGAAACCGAUGAUGUUGCCUAAUAUUAAGAGGGUAGCAGCAAAAACAAAAAGUGCCGGACUUCAAGCGGAAUCGGUUUUGCUGACGAAUUUAGGUCCUUUUAGGCAAUACUAUAAGUUGGGAGAUGAACUUGGGAAAGGACAAUAUGGAAUUACUUCACUUUGUUUUGAGAAAGCAACGGGGAAAAAGUAUGCGUGCAAGACAAUCCCGAAGGUAAAAUUGGUGAGAGAUGAUGAUAUAGAGGAUGUGAGGAGGGAGAUUAAGAUAAUGCAUCAUUUGGUUGGGAGUCCUAAUGUGAUAAAUAUUAAAGGAGCUUAUGAGGAUUCUAUUGUUGUUUAUAUUGUCAUGGAAUUAUGUGAAGGGGGUGAGUUGUUUGAUAGGAUUGUGGAAAGGGGUCAUUACACUGAAAGAAAAGCAGCUAAACUUGCUAGGACUAUUGUUAGUGUUGUUGAAGCAUGUCACUCACUUGGUGUAAUGCAUCGCGAUCUUAAGCCUGAGAAUUUUCUUUUUGUUGAUGGACAUGAAGACUCUACUCUUAAGGCAAUUGAUUUUGGAAUGUCUGUUUUCUUCAAACCAGGAGAAAAGUUUAGUGAUGUGGUAGGAAGUGGUUAUUACAUUGCACCUGAGGUUCUAGACAAGUGUUAUGGUCAAGAAGCUGAUGUUUGGAGUGCAGGUGUGAUCAUAUACAUUCUCUUAUGUGGAACACCUCCCUUUUAUGGUGAAUCGGAACAAGAGAUAUUUCACGAGAUUUUGCAUGGUGAACUUGACUUCUCUUCGGAUCCUUGGCCAAGUAUCUCUGAAAGUGCAAAAGACUUGGUUAAGAAGAUGCUUGUUAGAGAUCCUAGUAAAAGGAUAACAGCGCAUGAAGUUCUUUGUCACCCUUGGAUUCAGGUUGAUGGAGUUGCUCCAGACAAGCCUCUUGAUUCUGCAGUUUUGAGUCGUUUAAAGCAAUUUUCGGCUAUGAACAAGCUCAAGAAAAUGGCUCUUAGAGUUAUUGCGGAGAGUCUCUCUGAAGAAGAAAUUUAUGGAUUGAAAGAAUUGUUUAAGAUGAUAGACACAGACAACAGUGGCCAAAUUACUUUCGAAAAACUCAAGGCUGGACUGAAAAUGUUCGGUGCCAAUCUCGGUGAAUCCGAAAUAUUUGAUCUAUUGCAAGCUGCAGAUAUUGAUAAUAGUGGCACAAUUGACUAUGGAGAAUUCAUAGCUGCCACAUUGCAUUUAAACAAAGUUGGCAAGGAAGAUAAUUUAGCUGCAGCUUUCUCUUAUUUUGAUAAAGAUGGAAGUGGCUACAUCACUCAAAAUGAGCUUCAACAAGUUUGUAAAGAAUUUGGUAUGGAAGAUGCCCACUUAGAGGAAAUGAUCAGAGAAGUUGAUCAAAAUAAUGAUGGACAAAUAGACUACAAUGAAUUUGUAGCUAUGAUGCAAAGAGGCAAUGCAGAUUUAGGUAAUAGUGGUUUAAAGUGUAGCACUAGUUUUAACAUUGGAUUAAGGAAGACAGAGGCACUAUCAGUAUAUUAAGAAAAACUAGAUGAGUUUUUAUUUAUUUCUUUAGAAAAGAAAUUAAAAUUUUCCAAUGUAUAUGAUGAAUUUUGUUUCUCUUCAAAAACAGCUUUAGUCAGUAGCUAUUAUUCUUUAAAAAAGUUUAUAGGUUUGUUUCAUGGAUUUUUCCAUGUUAUGUAAAUUACUAGGAAACUAUGUUGACAAUUGUCUUUUGAAUGUCAACUUGGUGACAUCUAAGUUUAAGCCACACCA